This is a messenger RNA of Daucus carota subsp. sativus, 530 nucleotides long. RefSeq names its product protein LIM1. The transcript is spliced from 2 exons. Gene Ontology annotation, biological process: systemic acquired resistance. Lineage: Eukaryota; Viridiplantae; Streptophyta; Magnoliopsida; Apiales; Apiaceae. The record is from RefSeq and is a predicted model, not a curated record. Gene Ontology annotation, molecular function: fatty acid binding. Bases 85 to 417 code for a protein of 110 amino acids.
GGCAGCAUCCAUGGCUCAUGUAUAUAAGUAAGUUUCCAUCUGUUGAAUUGAUCCAUCAAUUUCAGAAUUCUAUUGAACAUAAAAAUGGGAAAGCUUGUCGACACAAGUGCAUUAUUUUCAGUACUAAUGGUGGUGUUGGUGCUGGCAGGAUCAGUGCAGCAGAGCAGCGGACGUACGUGUGGGAACACAUUCUUCUCAUCAUUGAUUCAGAUGAUUCCAUGUCGUGCAGCAGUCGCCCCCUUCAGCCCCAUAUCACCAAGUCCAGCUUGCUGUGCUGCCAUCAAAGCACUCGGACAGCCUUGUCUAUGUGUGCUUAUCAACGGCCCUCAGAUAUCUGGUGUUGAUCGGAACAUGGCAUUGCAGCUACCUGACAAAUGCACUGCUAAUUUUGAACCAUGUGAGAUUUUGAAGAAAUGAGGCUGGAGGAAGUGUAGGAAUAAAUGUGGAUAGCUACUCUAUGGCUGUCCAUGUAACAAUGUACUAGUGCUAUUAAUAUUAUGGACUACAUAUACAUUAUCUUGAUAUGAUUA